Aplosporella prunicola CBS 121167 is the source of this 714-nucleotide messenger RNA. RefSeq lists its product as uncharacterized. The record is from RefSeq and is a predicted model, not a curated record. Lineage: Eukaryota; Fungi; Ascomycota; Dothideomycetes; Botryosphaeriales; Aplosporellaceae. The transcript has a single exon. The coding region runs from base 66 to 290 and encodes 74 amino acids.
CGCGCGCUCAACUAUGUACAACGGCGCGCGGCGAGCCCGGCCUGCCAGCACACCAUUGUAGCGCGAUGCUGUGCUGUGUUGUGCUGUGCGGUGUGCUGUGCUGCAGUGCACGCGCUUUCUCUUUCCUCGAUAUCCACCCUUUUCCCUCGGCCACCCCUCAUCAACUUCUCUUUCCCUUCCUUCCACCCACUCCUCCAUCCAUCCGCUUCUUCUCUCAUUCAUCCAUCAUUCUCGCAUAUCCUCUAUGUUAUUUCCCUUUCUCACCCAAACACAAGAAAAUCACCCCCUGAAUUGCACGAAUGAGAAGCCGUAGCACUCGCGCAAAUGAUAAUAAAUAACGACGGACAGUCAGACGGACAGUAAACAUAUGAACGGAUAUGCAGGUAUGCAGACAUGCAAGCAGACAGAUGAACGGGCGACUUGGUGCACAGCCAGACGGACAAGUAGACAAACAAGUAGGCAGGCAGACAGAAAAAACGGACGAACGGGUAGACAGACAACCAGGUGAACAUGGAGUAACGCACCCAGUCACACAGACAACCACGCACUAACAACCAUCAAUCCGAGAUCAAGGGCAAUGACUACCACACCAACAACGACAACAACGACGAUGGGUAUUUCCCUCCCCAGAAUCGACAAGAUGAGACCUACCGACAACAGCCACGAAGUGAAAGGAGAAUCAGAAACAAGAAGCAAGAGAAAGGAAAAAAGUAG